AUGAGAAAUUUUUUCACAUUAUUUUUUGCGGCUAUAUUUUCGCUUGGAGCACUCAUAUUGGCCAUCAUUGCAUGUGCAGGUUCAACAAAGAACUACAGUCCUAUAAAUAAAAUCUACUGUGCAGAAUUGGAUCUGUCACAGAUGAAGGUAUCGAAGGUCUUCCCUUCUUUAACUUCUGUUACACUGUCCUCGUUGGGUUUGCCGGCCUACAUUAAUAUAGGGCUUUGGUCAUACUGCAUAGAGGAUUCGUCGCGUAAUAUUCAAUCGUGUUCGUCACCAAACGGAAUUCAAAAAUUCAACCUAACGUCAUUAGUGUAUGACAAUAUCGAAAAAAACGAGGCUUUGGAGCUGAUAGAUUCCGUGGCAGAUAUUGUCUUGCCAGAAAAACUCAGGAGUAAGAUGACAUACUACAACAAUUUAGUCAAAUGUAUGUUCAUCACCAUCCUAAUUGGUAUCGUGUUGACUUUUGUCAAUCUAGCCUUCAAUAUUCUGCGCUGCGUUCUCCAUAUCAGACCGUUAGCGUGGGGCGGCGCCUUUUUUUCAUUCUUUGCUUUCGUUGCGCUAUUGGUGAGUAUAGGUUCAUGUUUGGGCACUUACUCAUACAUCAAGUACAUCUUGAAGCACAACUAUGAUGACUAUGGUAUUUCAAUGAGCAUUGGUAGAAUUUACCAAGGUCUGAUGUGGGGAGCUGUUGUUGGGGCCUUACUAAAUUUCAUUCUAUGGUGCAGUGUCAGGUCGAGGCCGACUGUCGUACACGCAAACGCACCAAUUGAGGAGAAACCAUUAAUAUGA
Molecule: messenger RNA, 792 nt
Organism: Saccharomyces mikatae IFO 1815
Lineage: Eukaryota; Fungi; Ascomycota; Saccharomycetes; Saccharomycetales; Saccharomycetaceae
Gene: PUN1
Product: Pun1p
Exons: 1
Coding region: 1-792 (263 amino acids)
Biological process (GO): fungal-type cell wall organization
Cellular component (GO): plasma membrane; cell cortex of cell tip
Source: RefSeq, a predicted model, not a curated record